Molecule: messenger RNA, 3124 nt
Organism: Fukomys damarensis (Damara mole-rat)
Lineage: Eukaryota; Metazoa; Chordata; Mammalia; Rodentia; Bathyergidae
Gene: Mcur1
Product: mitochondrial calcium uniporter regulator 1
Exons: 9
Coding region: 1-750 (249 amino acids)
Biological process (GO): calcium import into the mitochondrion; positive regulation of mitochondrial calcium ion concentration
Cellular component (GO): mitochondrion; mitochondrial inner membrane
Source: RefSeq, a predicted model, not a curated record
AUGUGGGGCCACCUGCUGGAAGCUAAAGAUAGUGCUGACUUUUACCAUGAACUCUGUUUUGAACUUUCUUUCCUUUCCAUUCUAGAGCUAAGCCUGUCUGUGCAGUGCCUGCAGCUGGAGCACAAAAGGACAGGUUUCACCUCUCCCAGGAGUCGGAAUCUCUACUUUGACACUCACGCCUUAGUGUGCUUACUGGAAGAAAAAGGGUUUACGACUCAACAAGCAGAAAUCAUUGUGUCUGCACUGGUCAAGAUCAUGGAGGCCAACACGGACAUCAUCUACAAAGACAUGGUCACCAAGGUGCAGCAGGAGAUCACUCUUCAGCAAAUAAUGUCUAAGAUUGCAAACGUGAAAAAGGAUAUGAUUAUUUUGGAGAAGAGUGAAUUUUCAGCCCUCAGAGCAGAAAAUGAGAAAAUAAAGCUUGAACUACAUCAGUUAAAACAACAAGUAAUGGAUGAAGUGAUCAAAGUCCGAACAGAUACCAAGUUAGACUUCAAUCUAGAAAAGAGCAGAGUAAAAGAAUUGUAUUCAUUGAAUGAAAGGAAGCUGCUGGAAUUGAGGACAGAAAUAGUGGAAUUGCAUGCUCAGCAGGAUCGGGCCUUGACACAGACGGACAGGAAGAUUGAAACCGAGGUCUCUGGCCUCAAGACCAUGCUGGAGGCGCAUAAGCUGGACACCAUCAAGUAUCUAGCAGGGUCCAUAUUUACCUGCCUAACAGUAGCCCUGGGAUUUUAUCGCCUGUGGGUAUAAUAUGUCUGUUUAAAGAGAUUUCUAUUGUUUUGCCUUAAGAAUGCUAAAUUGUUCCUUUUUGUCUUGUUCCAAAUUUGAAUCCUGAUUUUGACUUAAUGCCUAUUAUUUAUUUUUAUGAAAAUUGUGGGCACAUAACCAAGACAAUGAGGUCAGAAACUCCUUAAUCACUCCUUCCAUCUCCUGUUUAAUUGACUUUAUAAUGAGUGGUGUGGACUAGACAUGGAAGAUCCUCUCCACUGAACCAGUGAACUUGGCCUAAGCUGUGGUGCAAACCGACAAGAAAUGCGGUAUAAUUCUUUGCAGUUUGAAAUUUUUGUCAUAUCGAGGAUCCGAAGUCUCCAGUGAAAGGACACAGUGACUUUAAGUGCUGAAGAGUCAUUGAAAUUCAAUCCAGAGCAUCAGCUCGUCUUGACCUGGAACCUAGCUGCUCCCGUACCCCACCUACUUCAGCUGCAGUGGGUUGGUUUGUUAAUAACACGGCUGUACUUCUACACCUCAGUGACUACCAUGGUCUUAGUAAGUUCUUACACUUCAUGUAAUGUGCCUUCCAACAAGAAAAUCUUAGGCCUAAUGAAGUCUUAUAAUUGUAAAGGGGAGUUUUUACCUCUUAAAUGCUAUGUUUCCUUUCCUCCCUCCCUCUUCUUUCUCUCCCUUUCCCUCAUGACUUGAGAACUGUACUAAUACUGUACUUGUGCCAUUGCCUACCGAGAAAACUGACUCCUUCACAGCAUGGAGCUCUGCUUGAGUUUAUGGUUCAGAGUCCACUUCCUCUGGCCUUCCUCAGCUUAAGUAAGCGAGACACUCUGCUUUCCUUCUCUAAGGUGUCUAGGUGGGUAUGCCCUUUUUAUAAUGAAACUCACACCAUUAGUGAGUGCGCCUUUGCCCGGGACCAGCUCGGCUGGUCUGCUUUCCAGCUAGGAGAAUAGUCGUGCCCGGUAGCAGCCUCAGCUCCACUGAUGUCUCUGAAGAUGCCCUCAUACCUGCCUUACCUCAGUAAUUAGACAGAUGCCCUCGAUACGCCUGUUCAUUUGCAGAAACACGUUCUCACCUUAUUUGACUGACUGGCUGGUGAGCAAGAUAAGCAGUGAGGAAGCAGUGGCAUCUGUCUUUCCCAGCACGCGCAUACACAGACGCUGGCACAGCGGAGAAAGUUCGCGGAGAGCUCUUGCUCCCAUUGGUAGGGUGAAGUACCUGUUGGCACUGUCCAGCCACACUGGUAAAAAUGAGUCACCUCUCACCCACCUUUUGAGUAUAAUUUCUAAAUUUUAGAAAGUGUUAAGUCAUUGCUUUUGUAGAAAACAUUUGUAAACCAAAGAUUCUAUGCUUUGUACAAUAGAAAUAGCAAGUACUUUUGUAUCAUUGGAAGCAGUUUCAAAGUGAAAUGUCAUAGUUUAAAAUUUUUUAAAUAGAUCAAAAAUUAUCUUAACAACUUAGAAUAUUUUUUGCCAUAUUUUCCCCUUUCAAAGAAGAGGUCCCAGAAAAGACAGCACAUCCAGCCAUCGCCUUUUAUAGUAAGGGGCUCCAUGAGUGGCGUCCUAGUGAGGCCACAUUUUAACUGCUGGAAGUCACACAGCUUUGGUAGGCAUAGCUGGAAGAGGGCUUGGGGAUCAGACACUCUCACAAGUCACGCCUCCAAAGUAAAGGCUCCCAAGAGGAGAAAGUACCGUGUACAAUUAUGCUUCAAAGUAAACAGUAACAUCAUGCAUGGUAAAACAAAGUGAAGUGUCCUUAUAGUCUGAUCAGAUAUUUUUAAAAUAAAAUAUGGUGGGUGAUAUUCUUACCUCUGCUAAAAGUAUCCCCACGUGUCAUCUCUGAUGGUGACAGUUGGCCGUGUCAUCCUGUCACUUAACUUGGGCCUUUGGUUUGGCUGCAUGAUUCUUUGCAGUAUAGCACAACCUACUUUGGCCUUGAGAACAGUGCGCUGUGCUUUUGAGUGUGUGGAUGGUGUGCACAUUGGGAGCUAGGAGGGCUUGGAAUCGAGUUUCCUUGUUUAGUCCCAAGGGUUAUGUUUGAAAAGGGUUGAGCUGAAAGUACAAACGUACCUUUCCCACCGCUGCCUCGCUACCUGCACACAUUGUCGGUCCCCCAUGUGCUGCCCUGGCGGGGGGAAUUCAGAUCACCUCAGGAGCUCAAAAGUGUGCAGUGGGAAGAGGCUGGCAGAAGCUGCGGUCCACAGGCUGUGUCUGGGCACAGGGACUGCAACCAGGCCUGGUCCUGAGCAUGUGCCCAUCGCACCUGGGUGGGAGCGCUGUCCAGAGCACAGCACGGAAUCCAGAGCCUUGGCACCUCCUUUUCAUGUGCUGAUCCUCUCCAUCUUUGCCAGGUUCCUCUGCUUGCUUGUUUUCCUCUCUCGCCUCCCCUGCCACUUAUGUUU